Molecule: messenger RNA, 660 nt
Organism: Bipolaris oryzae ATCC 44560
Lineage: Eukaryota; Fungi; Ascomycota; Dothideomycetes; Pleosporales; Pleosporaceae
Exons: 1
Coding region: 1-660 (219 amino acids)
Source: RefSeq, a predicted model, not a curated record
AUGUCAGCCGAACAAGCCCUCCAAAUCCUCAGCAUAUCCACCGCCCUCAUCGCCUCAGGCGGCAUAUCCGCCUUCUCCCUCUUCUCUAUCCCCAUACUAAAAUCCCAACCCGCAUCACGCUCCCUCCCCAUGGUCCGCUGGCUCUUCUCGCGCGGCUCCCACAUCUUCCCCACCGCCGGCAUCCUCUCCAGCUCCAGCUUCCUCCUCCUCACCUACCUCUCCCUUCCCCCCUCCACCCCCUUGUCCUCCCCCCAAUCCCUCUUCCAUGCCGCACUCCACGGCCGCCCAGCCUACUUCCUCGCCGCCUCCAUCCUCUGCAUUAGCAUCGCCCCAAUCACGAGUUUGCUCAUGAUACCAACGAAUUUCACCUUGAUAAGAAUGAAUGAGGAGCUGGGCGGAUCGAGGAGUCAGAAGUCGGCGGAGUGGAGGAGCGAGAAGGGGGUAGAGGCGCGGAGUGCGGAUCAGUCGGUCGAGGGGGAGCAGGAUGUGAGUCAGUGGAAGGACUUGAGUCCGCCGCAGGAGAAGACGGGGAGGGAGAGUAGUGAGAAGGAGGAUGAGGAGGUGAGGGUGUUGCUGGGGAAGUUUGAGAGGUUGAAUGCGUUGAGGGCGCUGGCGAUUGGGGUGGGGGGUGUGGUUGGGUUGAUGGGGGUUACGGCGUAG